GUCCUCUUGUUCUCAAUCAGUCAACGGCUCGGAGUGUGAUAGCUGCUAUGUGUGCAUAGAUGUGCGAAACCUCUGGAAUAUCCCAUAGCUGGAGAGGCUGCAAGCGACCAGCGUGGAGGAACGAGUCUAUUCUACCGGCUAGAAGGAACUAAGGGACGGCGAGAGCAUGGCGGUAGAAGAAGAAGGUCUGCGGGUUUUUCAGAGCGUUAAAAUAAAAAUAGGAGAAGCUAAAAACAUCCCUCCAUACCCAGGACCGAACAGGAUGAGGGACUGUUACUGCACUGUCAACCUGGACCAAGAAGAAGUCUUUAGAACAAAGAUUGUUGAGAAGUCCCUCUGUCCGUUCUAUGGAGAGGACUUCUAUUGUGAGAUCCCGCGGAGCUUCAGACAUCUUUCUUUCUAUAUAUUUGACAGGGAUGUCUUCAGGAGGGACUCAAGUAUUGGUAAGGUUGCAGUGAAGAAAGAAGACCUACAGAAAUAUCACGGUAAAGACACCUGGUUCCAGCUCCAGCCUGUCAGCGCUGACUCAGAGGUGCAGGGAAAAGUGCACCUGGAGCUCCGUCUCAGUGAAGUCAUUACAGACAAUGGAGUCAUCAACCACAAACUAGCCACGCGAGUGCUGGAGUGCCAAGGUCUUCCAAUCGUCAAUGGCCAAUGUGACCCCUAUGCUGCUGUCUCAUUACUUGGCCCUUCCAGGUCAGAAGCAAAGAAAACCAAGGUGAAGAGGAAAACCAACAACCCGCAGUUUGAUGAGACUUUCUAUUUUGAGGUUACACGGCCUUUGAGCUACACAAAGCGACAGUUUGAUGUCGAAGAGGAAGAUGUGGACAAACUGGCUCUGAGGGUAGACCUGUGGAAUGCUAGCAACUUGAAAUUUGGUGAUGAGUUCCUGGGAGGAGUGAGAGUUCCCCUAAGAGUUCUGGGUCAGUCUGGAGUACAUGAUGCAUGGUACUAUCUCCAGCCUAGGGAAAAUGGAGGGAAGUCUGUCAAGGUGGAAGAGCUGGGAUCUCUGCGCCUGAACAUUGUUUACACUGAGGACCACGUCUUCCCUUCAGAGCACUACACCCCCCUCAGAGAUUUGUUGCUGUACUCUGCCAACAUACAGCCUGUGUCGGCAUCCACGGCAAACAUUCUGGGGGAGGUGUGUCGAGAGAAGCAAGAAGCCGCUAUACCGCUUGUUCGUCUCUUCCUCCACUAUGGCAAGAUUGUGCCUUUUAUCAGUGCCAUUGCUCACGCUGAAGUUAACCGUACGCAGGAUCCAAACACCAUUUUCCGGGGAAACUCGCUUACCUCAAAAUGCAUCGACGAAACCAUGAAACUGGCAGGGAUGCAUUAUCUGCAAGUCACUCUCAAACCAAUCAUAGAUGAGAUCUGCGCAGAACACAAGCCCUGUGAAAUUGACCCAGUUAAGCUCAAGGAAUCGGAAAACCUGGAGACAAAUCGAGAAAACCUUCGUCACUAUGUCGACCGUAUCUUUAAUGUAAUCACCACCUCUGGCGUUCGCUGUCCCACUGUCAUGUGUGACAUUUUCUUUUCACUGAGAGAGUCUGCUGCCACGCGUUUCCAAGUGGAUCAAGAUGUCCGAUACACAGCAGUGAGCAGUUUCAUCUUCUUGCGUUUUUUUGCUCCGGCCAUCCUAUCGCCCAAUCUCUUUCACUUACGGCCGCACCAUCCGGACCCCGCCACCUCAAGAACACUUACACUUAUCUCCAAGACUAUCCAGACAUUAGGAAGUCUCGCCAAGUCAAAAUCUGCCAAUUUCAAAGAGUCCUACAUGGCAGCAUUUUACGACUACUUCAAUGAGCAGAAGUAUGCAGAUGCUGUCAAGAAUUUUCUGGACCUCAUAUCCACUUCAGGGAAGUGGGAUCAAAAGAGUAUUGAAACACCUAUCAUGCUCAAAGAGGGGAGUGUAAAGGUCACUAUAAAAAGGGUUGAUGGGAAGGGGUCAAAAGGCACCAAGGGCAGAUUUAUGAUAAAGAGAGCACAAGGAAGGAAUCGGUUUGGAAUGAAGAACUUUAAAAAAAGAUGGUUUCGUCUCACCAAUCAUGAGUUCACUUAUCACAAAACAAAAGGAGAGGGAGCUUUGUGCAGCAUUCCCAUAGAGAACAUUCUGGCUGUGGAAAGGUUGGAGGAGGAGUCAUUCAAGAUGAAAAAUAUGUUCCAGGUGAUCCAGCCAGAGAGGGCACUCUACAUCCAAGCCAAUAACUGUGUUGAGGCGCGAGACUGGAUCGACAUCUUAACCAAAGUCAGCCAAUGCAACCGCAAGCGUCUUAGCACCUAUCAUCCUUCAGCCUACCUCAACGGCCACUGGCUCUGUUGCAAGCUCUCUGCUGAUGCAGCGCCUGGCUGUACGCCCUGCACCGGCGGCCUCCCUGCCAAUAUCCAGCUGGACGUAGAUGGAGACAGAGAGACUGAGAGGAUCUAUUCCCUGUACAGCACAUACAUGACCAAACUUAUCAAGAUGCAAGAGGCCUGUGGCAGUAAGUCUGUGUACGACGGACCUGAGCAAGAGGAAUACUCCAGUUUUGUUAUUGACGACCCCCAGGAGACAUACAAAACUCUGAAGCAGAUAGUUUCAGCUGUGCAGACCUUGGAACAGCAGCACACCAAGUACAAACGAGACAAGUUCAAGAAAACCAAGAUAGGCAGCCAAGAACAUCCGAUAGGGGACAAAAGUUUCCAGUGUUACAUCCGCCAACAGUCAGAAAGCUCCACCUAUUCCAUCUGACCUCUUUGAGCUUUUUCUGUGAUAUUCGCAACCAGCACGCUGGCCAUGACAAAAAUCAACAUUUGGAAGAAGCUUUCACUUGCCGUGCUGAGUUCAGGGGAAAUACACAGAACAGGACGGAACAGUGGCGUGCUGAAGAUGCAUCACUCCACACACAGUAUAUGGAGAAACAGACGUCAGGUCAGAAAAAGAAAGGAGUGCAAGAACUUCACAAACUCUUCAUCCUUUCUGUGAUGUGAUGACAGAACAAACCUUUUCACUGGACAGCUUUUACAGUGAACGACACGCACUUUAAUUGCCUCCAAAUUAAUGCACGAACAAGACUCGUAGCACAUUUUUCAAAAACUAAAGCUCUGGUUUGUCCUUGGUGUAAUAUUUCCUUUUACAUUACAUCUGGCUGACCAAAACCUCUGAAUGAUCAACAGUAUUUCCUGUUUUUAAUGGGCACCUACUUGCAUAGGAAUAUCUUUGAGGACCACAACAAGGAAUAUCCGAGACCACAAGCAGCCCGGUACCACAGAGGUGUGAGAGAAAUCACACUUGCACCAACUGUCAACAUUUAUUAUCCAUGUGCUAACAGAUGUUUAGCUUUUAGUUGCUGUAGUGUUUUGAUGUCAUGCCCUGGCCUGCUGUGAGCGUUGAACUUAAUCCAGACAAAAACCUGGAAAGCUAUUUUGGUUUUCUCUGCAAGCUUUGCCUGAUUUCAUUGUUGGAGGUCUUAGACAUUAUGAUGGAGAAUGGUCUUAAGUUACAUACUAGGUAAGUGCUUUACCCUUCUUCUGAAAUCCUAUUUUCAGGCCACCAGUACAUAAUACUUUUGGUAGCAGAUUGGAUGAUCAUUUAUCCAUGCAAUGCAUGCAGAUAGCAUAUUUUGCAGAAAGUACAAAGGUCAUCUGACUUCAUUAACAAAUAUUGGUGUCCACAAGAGCGUUUUUGUAGUGGAAUUGGAGUUUGGUCAUUUCAUCUGAAAUUCCAACAAAGGUUGGGAUACUGUAACUUUAAAAUGUAUGCAGAGAUGACUGUGUAAUGUGUCUCCUUUUUUUCUUAGUUUGAAGACAGAAGACAAACUAACCCUCAACUAUGACCGUUGCGACAUUUUCACAUAUUCUCAAGUGAAUGAGAGAUGUCUUAAGCUUUACUACUACUUAAUACGUCUAUUGACAUUCAACCCAUUUCAAAUUAUUAUUGUGAAAUGGUAAAGUUGUUGCUAGCUGUGUCGCCUAUUGCCAUCGUUAUGACUUUGUUUUAGCACUGUAGCUGUGUGUUGUCAUGGAUACAUUGGCCUCUCGUGUCAAAUAUAUUUGAGAUACUGCCUGUUGCCAAGCUUGCCCAUCAGCACCUUGUAUUCCGUUGAAGGUACUGGAUUUUAAUCUUGCUAACAUUUUUGUGUCCAUGUUGUCCCUGUAACCUUUCUUUGACUAAUUCAUCAUCAUUAUUACAUCAUUAUUUUUUUCUUGCCAAAUCAGUGCAUGUGUAGUCACCUCUGUGCUAGCAGGUGAAAUGAGACCAAUCACAUCCUUUUUUUAGUAUCUCCAAAUGUAAGCACCCAGUUGUGUACCCUCAGUGGUGGUCAGUGCCAGUCUUCAUUGAUUUUAUGUAAUAUUUUUUUAAAAACAAAAACUCAAAUGCAUUACAAUUUAUCUGUUUUUAUGAACUUGACACCUUGUCAUACAGACAUGUUCCUGUGCAUCUGAAGUGAAUGACUGAAAUGUUUUUUAAUAUAUGUGCUUGUGAGUGUAUGUGUGCAUCAAUAUGUAACUGACUUGCCAAGUGAAUUAACCCAGUGUUACCGGUGAGAAGGCAGUGUGCCAGUUGUGAAAUAUAUUUAAAAACAACACUGCCUGUUUUGAUUCUAAUAAGACUACGGCAACUGUUUUUAUUGGUUCAGUUCUUAGUACUGUAUGUGGAACUACAGUUAUAAACCUAUUGAUUCUAUCCAAACAUUUGACUUGUGUGCACUAACGCCUCAGGUUUUGAGUAGAAAUCACACACAACUGAGCCCAUUGAGUCACAUUACGUUUUUUUUUUUUUUUUUUACAGUCUUGCAGAAAUCAGCUAAGUUUUGGGGCAAAACCGUUAAAGGUAACGGCACAUUUCCUGGCCCUGAAGCCAAACAAGAAGUGAUUGUAAUGCAAUAAUGUUUCCCCCCCACUUUGCAAUAAUGUUGUACUUAUCCCAUGAAUUUGCAAAUUAACAACACAUAUUUUGUACAAAUAUUUUAAAAGCAAACUGAGCUUAUUGUAAGUGUACAUGUAUAUAUACUGUGGGAUGAAUGGUGAAAUGUAUUGUACUUUUUCCCUUAACAAAAUGAAAAUAUUAAUUCAAAUGUGGUGUCUCAUUUGUCAAAAAAGUGGGUUCAGCGACUUAGUUUGUUUUUUAUGCUUUUUUUCAAAUGCAAGAAUUAGCUAACUGUUCAGUAUGAACGUCACUUUGAAUAACUCGUGCAACCUAGAUGUUGCCAUUUGGUCAGGUUUAUUUUCAAAUGCAAAAGAACAGUAUGUAACAUUUACAAGAAAUAGUCUUUUAAUUCGUGUCCUCAUCUUGAGGCUAUAAUGUUCUCUUGUAUUAGAAACAGUACUAGAUAAAGUGUCCUCCUGUUUUACUUUAAACUGUUUAAACUACUUCAUCGUGUUCUCUGAUGACUUCCUAACAUCUUUCAGAUGAUUCAAGGGCGGACGGGUUUGUAAAAUGCUGGGCCAACGCAGUACAUAUUUGUAUAUAUUACACAAGUCUUUGGACUUCUACUGAAAGUAUGGUAAACUCCUUUAACCAGAAAUUGCUGUUGUCCCAGAGAAUACGGGUGAAUCUGGAGGGAUGCUUCCAACAAGGUGAAUAAAAGUUAAAUGAAAUAAUUAAUGACUAUAACACUAUCCAAUUAAAAUAUGUGUAUGAAUGUCAGCUGAGGAAUCUAAUUGGAUACCGAGCAAGUACUCAAAACUCUGGAAAGUAAAGUCAUGGUGUAAUAGCUUUUACUGGCGUCAUCUUACUUUUGCUUGUCUUGUGAAAAAUCUAGUAAUUUGUGGCCAAUAUUUGGGGUGAGAUGAAUCGUAA
This is a messenger RNA of Corythoichthys intestinalis (scribbled pipefish), 5779 nucleotides long. It is a transcript of the gene rasa3, whose product is annotated as RAS p21 protein activator 3. Gene Ontology annotation, biological process: intracellular signal transduction; negative regulation of Ras protein signal transduction; regulation of GTPase activity. Bases 167 to 2728 code for a protein of 853 amino acids. The transcript is spliced from 25 exons. The record is from RefSeq and is a predicted model, not a curated record. NCBI's taxonomy places the organism in Eukaryota, Metazoa, Chordata, Actinopteri, Syngnathiformes, Syngnathidae. Gene Ontology annotation, molecular function: GTPase activator activity.